AUGGGGGAGCCCUUUCUGAAAGCUGCCAUGGCAGUGGCCCUGAAGGGUUGCCAAGUGGAUGUACGGGGUCGGGUGUCGUGUGUGCUGGGGCCUCCACCCUCCCUCAGACUGAGGGGCAGAGGAGGCCCCGGUGAGGCUGGGCCGGUGUCCCUGCAGACGGAGCGCCUGACAGCCGAGCAGAUCAAGGAGUACAAGGGGGUCUUUGAGAUGUUCGACGAGGAGGGCAACGGGCAGGUGAAGACCGGAGAGCUGGAGCGGCUCAUGAGCCUGCUGGGCGUCAAUCCCACCAAGAGUGAGCUGGCCUCCAUGGCCAAGGACGUGGACAGAGACAACAAAGGAUUCUUCAACUGUGACAGCUUCCUGGCCCUGAUGGGGAUUUACUGGGAGAAGGCCCAGAACCAGGAGGGCGAGCUGAGGGCGGCGUUCCGUGUCUUCGACAAGGAGGGCAAGGGUUACAUCGACUGGGACGCGCUCAAGUACGUGCUCAUGAACGCAGGUGAGCCCCUCAGUGAGGCAGAGGCCGAGCAGAUGAUGAAGGAGGCUGACAAGGACGGGGAUGGGACCAUUGACUACGAGGAGUUUGUGGCCAUGAUGACCGGAGAGUCCUUCAAGCUGGUCCAGUAGGAGCAGGUGCUGUGGCCAUGGGAGGCCUGCCCGAAGAAGGCCACUGCUGGCUGCCGCCCACCCCAUCCGGCCCCACCUCUGGCCAAUAAACACUCCCGCCAGACUGCUGUGUGCUUUGCUGUUCCUACCUAGCCCAAAAAGGCUCGCAAGGAUCUGGGACU
This is a messenger RNA of Callorhinus ursinus (northern fur seal), 785 nucleotides long. The record is from RefSeq and is a predicted model, not a curated record. NCBI's taxonomy places the organism in Eukaryota, Metazoa, Chordata, Mammalia, Carnivora, Otariidae.